This is a messenger RNA of Mixia osmundae IAM 14324, 600 nucleotides long. RefSeq lists its product as uncharacterized. Lineage: Eukaryota; Fungi; Basidiomycota; Mixiomycetes; Mixiales; Mixiaceae. The transcript has 2 exons. Bases 36 to 569 code for a protein of 177 amino acids. The record is from RefSeq and is a predicted model, not a curated record.
CGCUGACACGCUCGCAGCUGAGCAACAAAACAGUCAUGGCAGAGGUUCAGAACAUACGCGAAGGCAAACGUCGCCCGCUUGCAUCACUCAAGAUCGUAUGCGACCGAGAGCUGAGCCCGCUAGUAGCACGCUCGCCAUCCAUAUCACUAUUGACAUCACCUAGGAAACGCAAACACGACAGCCCGCCUCUGUCACCAUCAUCGCCCAGCACACCUUCGACUAAGCGGCGUCUGCUAGAUGCGUUUCGAUCUAUUGCACCUCUGCGGUCGCCCAGUCGGACAAAGAGCGCGAGUCCAUCGCCAAGCAAGUCAUUCAUGUCGAGCGCGCGCGACCUGGCAAGCGCAGCUCGAAGUAUGAGUCCGCCCGGCUUGCCACGUCGCGACUCGGCAUCCUCGCUACUUCGUCAAGCUGGGCCGACGUUUGAGAUCUUCUCAGACUCAGCGUCGCAUGCGAACCUGCCAGCCGAUGUGCCGCCGUCACAACAACUAGACCCAGAGGAUGAUAAGGAGAACGCCAAGCCCACCUUCAGCCCACCAUCGCCAACAAACUCAGCAAAAAAAGCCCGGUAGAUUCAGACUUGUACAAUGCAAUUAAUUUAUU